GAACCCAUGGCGGGUAUUUUCACGCGACUGUUUGCUCGAAUCAUGAAACAUUUUCUGUACUUGCUGUUAGUUUAAUCUCUGUUUUUUUUCUAGAGUCUAGAAGUUUGUAUGAGUUAGUAAUAAAAGUAAAAGCCCUGCCGAAGUCACGCGUGUGAACUAAUGUGAGACACGCGUGUCUAUAUGAAUAAAUUGCAGCAUCUGUCAGAGUUUCUUCUACGUUGGAUGCCACCUGCCAUAAAACAUUAAGAAGAAUUAUUUCUUCAGGAAUCAGAUGAAUGUGUGUUAUACACCGAUAAUAAUCUGACAAACACUGGAAAUACAAAUCAAUCUCUUUGUAAUGGCAAACCGUCGCUUGCUCGUGCAGGGUCUAAUAGUCCUCGUGGUGGUUUUCACCUUAGAUCUGACACGCGCUGCUAAACUAAACAUACCUAAAAUUUUAUUACCACUAGCCAGAACUACCAAAAUCAACUUUACACUGGAAGCAAGUGAAGGCUGUUAUCGAUGGUCAUCUAACAGACCAGAGGUGGCCAGUAUAGAGCCAGUGGAUGUGAAUGAGCGUCAGUGUUCCCAGAGGGCCAUUCUGCAGGCCAGAUCAACUCAACCAUCCAGACUGACCAGUAUUAUACUUGCUGAGGACAUCUCGACAGGACAGGUGCUGCGCUGUGAUGCUAUAGUGGAUGUUAUUAGUGAGAUCCAGAUCGUCUCUACUACACGAGAACUUCACUUGGAGGAUUCUCCACUGGAGCUCAGCAUCAGUGCAUUCGAUUCUGAAGGAAACACCUUUACUACUUUAGCCAGUCUGUCGUUUGAAUGGACUAUGGUAAAAGAGGCAGAAAUGGCAGGUUUCCCUGAUUCUUACAACGCACUGCGGGUUCUGCGGUUUGCAGAGUCAGCAUACACACCUCCAACCUACAUCUCUGAAAUGGAGCGAGUAGGACAUCAGGGAGAUAUCAUACUGGUUUCAGGAAUCAAAACCGGCCAUGCCAAGAUCAAAGCCAAAAUACAAGAAGCUCUUUAUAAGGAUGUCGGUGCAGCUGAAAUCAGGCUACUGAUUCUUGAAAACAUUCUCUUAAGUCCGGCAUAUGAUGUUUAUCUGCUUGCUGGCACUUCCAUCAAAUACAAAGUGCAGAAAAUUCGUCAAGGAAAGAUCACAGAGCUGUCCAUGCCAUGUGACCAGUAUGGGCUUCACCUCCAGAACAAUGUGCUUGCUUCAGAUGGAAACCCAGAGCUCCCUGUGGCGAGCUUAGACCAGAGCAGAUCAACGGUGUUUGCACUUCAACGUGGUCACACCAAUAUCUUACUGGAGCACAAGAGUCUUGGAAUGCAGGGUGUUUCUCAUCUGCCCAACAGCACCAUAUAUGUGGUGGAGCCUGGAUACUUGGCAUUUAAGAUUCAGCCUGAGGAUCGCUGGGUACUUGAGACACAGAGAACAUACGAGAUCUUCAUUGAAGUCUUUGAUAAAUCAGGCCACAAAAUUCAUCUGUCUGAUAAUGUUCGUAUAGAAACCACAUUCCCAGCAAUGCAUUUUGAAGUUUUGGAAUCAUCUCUUAAUGGAUCCUACCACUAUGUGAAAGCGUUGAAAAGUGGUCAAACCAUCAUUGAUGGCACACUGAAAGCUGUUAUUGAUCAAGCAGGUAGCAUCCAUCUGCUCCCUGUUCCAGUCCAUAAUGAGCAGGAUGUUGAGAUCUACAACCCCAUAGUGCUCACACCCGCAAUCCUUACAUUUCCAUGGCAACCUAAAGAAGGGGCAUACCAGUAUACCAUCAAGGCAACAGGAGGAAGUGGAAACUUCAGCUGGUCAUCCACUAACUCAGCUGUUGCCAUGGUUACAGUGAAGGGGCUGAUGACAACUGUCAGAGAUGUUGGUGUCAGUGUAAUCUACGCGCAUGAUGUGAGAAAUCCAUUGCACUACGGAGACAUGAAGGUGUUUGUUAUUGAGCCGGUAGGGAUGGAGUUCAGCCCGUGUGCAGUAGAGACUCGUGUUGGUCUCACUCUGGAUCUGCCACUGAGGAUCUUUGGUGAGCUGAAUGGAGAGAGAGUGACUCUCAGUGACUGUUCACACUUCGACAUGCAGGUGGACAUGGAAAGCCGUGGCGUAUUUCAACUGCUGGAAGGAAGGCUUGUCCCAGGUGUAAGUCACUGCAGUGGAGUUCGAGUCAAGUCUUUGACCCCUGGAUACACCAACCUACUGGUUAGUUACACCCACAGCAACGUUCACCUCAGUGCAAAGAUCACCAUUGCUGCCUACCCCCCACUCAAGUCAAUUGACCCCGUAUCUGUGGCCGUGGUGACAUUGGGCUCUUCUAAAGACAUGAUUUUUGAAGGCGGCCCUAGACCGUGGGUGCUAGAACCAUCUAAGUUCUUCAGAAACCUGACCGCUGAGGACCACAACAGUGUUACAAUGUCUCUGCAAGGACCAGCCUCUCGUACCUACUCCAGACAUCUGCUCAGAGCCACUUGUCGUUCUCUGGGAGAACAGGUCUUGGCUGUGACUGUUGGCAACCAGCCGACUGUAACAAAUCCUUUCCCUGCGAUGGAACCAGCCGUGGUGAAGUUUGUGUGCGCACCUCCGUCACGCCUCACGCUGAGCCCCGUCUACACGACCCCUCGACUGGAUGUUUCCUGCCCACUUCUGCAGCAGAACAAACAAGUGGUGCCAGUUUCCAAUUAUCACAAUCCAGAGCUGGACUUGGCAGCUUUUGACCACCAGGGCAGAAAGUUUGAUAACUUCAGCUCUCUGAGCAUCACCUGGGAAUCAUCUAAAGUGUCCCUGGCGAGCAUUGAGCCCACUAUGCCCAUGCAGUUUCACUUACAGGAGGAUAAUAGCAAGCAGAAAAAACUUCACGGUUCCCAGACUGUCGUUGUGCAUCGUGAAUCGGGCAUUGCAGCCAUCACGGUAACAGCUGUGGACUAUCAAACAUCUCAUCUGGAGGCAGCAGCUGUUUUGAGAGGGUUUGAUCAUCUGAGCCCAGUCUCCUGUACGCUGGACCUUCUUUUAGUGGAGGAUGUGAGAGUGACUCCUAACACCAUCACCAUAUACAACCACCCCGAUGUCAUGGUUGAUCUGACACUGAAAGAAGGUUCAGGGUAUUUCUAUGUCAAUGCAAGUGUUAAGGGAAUUGCAGAUUUGCUGUUCCAAGAGUCCCAGGGAAUUGCACAGGUGGUCCCAGUACAGGCAGGGGUCUUGCAAGUAAUGGUCCAUGAUCUCUGCUUGGCCUUUCCUUCUCCUGCCAUGGCUACAGUACACAUUGCUGAUAUUCUGGAGGUUGUUGUGCGUGUUGUCGACAAGGUGGAGAUUGGCAAGUCAGUCAAAGCAUAUGUUCGGGUCUUAGAUGGCAAUAGAAAGCCUUUCCACUCCAAAUAUUUCUCUGUCAUGAAUCUCCAACUGAAAGCAGCUUCAUCCAUUAUCUCAUUACAAGUUUUGUCAGAGUCCUCAGAAGAGGAUACAGCCACAUUUCUGGUCAAAGGUCUAGUGAUAGGACAGACCAGUGUGUCUGCUACAGUGAUGGAUAAAAAUGGCAGAAAAAUUAUUUCAGCUCUCCAACAAAUCGAAGUCUUUCCACCUUUUAGACUGCUACCCAGGAAAGUUACUCUAAUAGUUGGAGCUAUGAUGCAGAUAACAUCAGAGGGCGGACCACAGCCCCAGUCCAACAUCAUCUUCUCUUUGUCCCACGAGUCGAUCGCCUCUGUCAACGGUCUGGGGCACGUCCAGGGCCUGUCGGUGGGCAACAUGACAGUAACUGGCAUUGUCCAAGCAGUCGACACUGAAACUGGCAAACUAGUGGUUGUGUCUCAGGAUCAAGUGGACGUCGAGGUUGUCCAGCUGAAAUCCAUUCGAAUCCGAGCUCCCAUCACCAGAAUGAAGACGGGAACGCAGAUGCCAGUGUAUGUGAUGGGCCUGACCAGCUCUCAGACGCCCUUCUCUUUUGGCAAUGCUUUACCUGGACUGACCUUCCACUGGUCUGUGACUAAGAGAGACAUCCUGGACAUCCAUACACGCCACGCAGAGGCUUCAGUCCAGCUCAGCGCAGAGCAUAACUUUGCCAUGACUGUGUCUGGCAGGAGUAAAGGACGAACAGGUCUGAGGGUGCAGCUAAAGGCCAUUGUUCCUCUCGCUGGACACAUGCAGGAUAAUGCACUGGAGCUCCACGAUGAGAUUCAGAUUCAGGUUUAUGAUAAGCUGCAAUUGCUCAACCCAGAAGUUCAAACUGAAGAGAUACUGAUGUCACCAAACUCACUGCUGAAACUGCAGACCAACAGAGAUGGACUGGGGUCUUUGUCAUAUCGUGUGCUGGAUUGUCCAGACAGAAGUGCUGUCAUUCAGGUGGAUGAUAAAGGUCAUCUGACAUCAGGUUCUAUAACAGGAACAGCAUCGCUACAGAUCAGCUCGCAGGAAACCUUUGGUGUCAAUCAAACCAUCAUCAUCGCUGUGAAGGUGGUGACUGUAUCAUAUCUGCGCGUGAGCACCAGCAGUCCAGUGUUUUACACAUCUAACAAAGAGACUUUAUCUGCUAUCCCACUGGGAGCUCUGCUGACCUUCAAUGUUCACUUUCAUGACAGCACAGGAGAGACAUUAAACAGCCAUAACUCACACCUCGUAUUCUCUACAAACAGGGAUGAUUUGGUUCAGGUUGGUAAGGGCUCGAGUAAUGACACACUAAUCGUGCGGACAGUGAAUGUGGGUUUGACUCUGUUGGGUGUCUGGGACUCCGGUCAAACUGGACUCGCCGAUUAUCUCGCUCUGCCCGUCCAACAUGCCAUACAUCCAGCUGAAGCUCAGAGGCUGGUGGUGGGAGAUGUGGUGUGUUUCUCAGCUCUGUUUGUCAAUCAGGAGGGUACGUCAGGAGUUUGGAGUUCAUCCUCCAGUGCUUUGCUGGAGAUUGAGUCCAGGUCUGGAGUCGCUGUAGCAAGAGACAGUGGAACAGUCACUGUGUAUUAUGAAAUAUCUGGUCAGCUCCACACAUACAGAGAGGUUGUUAUUGAAAGCCCAUUGCGAACAACUAUUACACUUCCAUCAUCUUCAGUGAAGAAAGAGAGAGGCAGUAGAGUCCUGAUGUCCACCAGAGACAGACAGAGUAACCUCAUUGGAAGUUGCUCCUCCUGGCAGUUAGAGAGCAUCUCACUUCUUCAUCCAGAGUCAUCCAUCAGCUGCCAUGCCCACUUCACCAGCAGUGCUGUGGAUUUCUCAGCUCAUGAUGUCUACCACUUUCACACUUCCUUUGACAGCACUACAGGUUUCUACAGCUGCGUGUUGAACUUGAAGGCCAUGAGUGAGCAGCAGGUGAAGGUGUUGAGCAUGUCUAUGACUGAUGUGGAGGUGUCUGCUGCUAUACAAGGAAAUCACUUGACUGGAGAUGAUCACAAUAGUGUUCGGCUGCCUGUCAAUCCUGGAAUAUAUGCUGAUCAGACAGAAAUCAUCCUAAGUAACCAGCACACAUCUGCUGAUCUCACAGUCUAUGGCACUGCUGGAGCUCUUCAACAACUUGAUGUGAAGAGCAGUUCUCCUGCAAUCAUCAUACAGGAGAAGGAGGUCUCUCAGAGCUUUCCCAGCUAUAUCAGGUACACUGUUUGUGUGCUAAAGCCACAAGGAGCGUUGACAGCAUCGCUGUCUAUAAGCAGCUCAUCCAGUGAUCAAGCUCUGAUCAUUCCUGUAUCAGUCAUGCAUCUAGCUGUCAGCAGUACCACUAUAGAAGCUCGUAUGACAGAUGGAGAGGAUGGACCCAAUAUUUUCCAGCAGUUUCUAGACUCGUAUCAAGUGAUGUUCUUCACUUUAUUUGCUCUACUGGCUUCCACAGCUGUUGUAAUCAUUGUGUGCCAUGCACUGUUUUCUCCAAGAGAUUCUGUCAGUCAUCCUGCUUUCAUUCAGAAGACUCCACCUCAUGCAGGUGUCGCUAAACUGACUGACAGCCCCUUCAACAACAGUUUGUCUUCAGACAUGAAGGGAAACCCAAGAUUACGCUUGUAUUCACCUGACUACAACUCCAGAUGAAGAGUAAGAAAGUGCCUUACCAGGAACUAUAGUAGUACAUGGAUGAACACCUAAAUGUUUGUUAAUGCAAUCAAAUGAGGUUUGAACUUAAUAUUAGUGUUGCAUAUUUUGUUGUGUGCUUAUGUUUGAAUUGCUUGAUGUGAUUUUUGUAGUUAUUGCUUUCAAAAGCUCUUUCAGUACGGCUUUUAUUUGAAGUCAUUAUGAUUUUUACAGUAUUGAAGAUGUUAAUGUGUAUGAUUGUUUUGAAUCUCAGGACAAGCCCUAUAUAAGUCUGCAGUAAACCGGGCAUACAGUAGCUUACUGUUAAUAGGGGGAACACUGAUAUAGUCCCAGGUGCUUUAACGAAUGUUUAUGGGUGAAGAAACCAAUGGCCAGUCAUUUAAUUACAUGAGCCACAUGUUGUAUAGAUCUGAAAAGUUUUUGAAGAACUAGUUCAGAGAAGUCUUCGUUUGAUAAGUGCAGCUUUUUUCAGUUAUUAAUGUGAAUUGAAUCCUUCAGGUUAAAUGCUUUAGACAUUGUGAAAUGUUCAUCAAACUAGACUGACUACUAAUCCAUAUUGAGUAUUAUUUUGUCAAACUAUUAACAGGUGUGGUUCUAGACCAGGAUUAUUUGUGUCAUUUUAUGUCAGUGAAGUGUAAGUUUAACGAUAGUUAUAUUUAAAGGGACACUUCACUUUUUUUGAAAAUUUGCUCAUUUUCCAGCUCCCCUAGAGUUAAAUAUUACAUAUUUAAAGUUUUGGAAUCCAUUCAGCUGACAUCCGGGUCUGGCGGUACCAGUUUUAGCAUAGCUUAGCAUAAUCCAUUAUUCUAAUAAGGCCAUUAGCAUCGCGCUUAAAAAAAUAACCAAAAAGUUUCCAAAAAAAAAUUUUUAUUUAAAACUUGACUCUUCUGUAGUUAUAUUGUGUACUAAUACCGACAGAAAAUUAAGUUGCGAUUUUCUAGACCGAAUAUGGCUCGGAAAUAUAC
Paramisgurnus dabryanus is the source of this 6954-nucleotide messenger RNA. NCBI's taxonomy places the organism in Eukaryota, Metazoa, Chordata, Actinopteri, Cypriniformes, Cobitidae. The record is from RefSeq and is a predicted model, not a curated record.